AUGAAGAAGUCUCUACUAAGCUCUUCCAUCUUCAUCUUGGUUCUAACUCUUUCAUUUUCUGUUUCAUGGGCAGCUAUAUCAUCCGCCCAUGGUGUAACUGUAACACCACGUUCCGAAGAUUUCAUACAUUGCAUACAAUCCAACUCCAACAAUGUCACCUCCAUCUCUAAACUCAUUUUCACCUCUGUGAAUGCUUCUUUCCUACCCAUUUGGCAAGUCGCAGUUGAAAACACUAAGUUUCUUAAACUUUCCACUCCUAAACCAUCAGUCAUAGUGACACCUGUGGAUGAAACACUGAUCCAAACGGCUCUAUACUGCGCCAAGAAACAUGGCUACGAGAUCAGAAUAAGAAGCGGGGGACAUGACGCAGAGGGCCGCUCCUACACUGCUAAUGUCCCAUUUGUUAUGAUUGAUCUCACCAACAUGAGGUCCGUAGACAUGGACUUAGCAAAGAAAACGGUGUGGGCCCAGGGAGGCGCUACGUUAGGUGAACUCUAUUACAGUAUUAUUCAGAAGUCCAAAACCUUGUUUUUUCCGGCGGGUCUUUGUGCUUCGGUGGGUGUUGGCGGACACAUGGGCGGUGGUGGCUAUGGAAACCUGAUGAGGAAAUACGGUACUGCUUCUGAUAAUGUUGUGGAUGCUCGGUUCAUGGAUGUCAAUGGAAAUAUUUUCAACAGGAAGUCGAUGGGAGAAGAUUUGUUUUGGGCGAUUAGAGGAGGUGGUGCUUCUAGUUUCGGAAUCGUUCUUGCAUGGAAGCUGAAGUUGGUUCGGGUUCCGAAAAAAGUAACUGUUUUUAUGCUGAGUAAGACUUUGGAGGAAGGAGCAACCGAACUUUUUCAUAAAUAUCAAUACGUUGCACCGACUAUUGAUAAAAAUUUGCAUAUACGAACCGUGAUGUCCGGUCAAUAUAUCGGCAACACCACUAAAAAAACUGUAGCAAUUACAUUCCAAGGAGUUUUUCAGGGCAGAAGUGACACAUUGCUUCGGUUGCUAGACCAAAAAUUUCCAGAGUUGGGUGUUACACGGGAGACCAAGCUCCACCCCAAUCGAAAUUGUCACAAACCGAUCUGGCAUACCCAAGGUGAACAGCAAAAGUAA
Messenger RNA from Lactuca sativa (garden lettuce), 1098 nucleotides. The record is from RefSeq and is a predicted model, not a curated record. Lineage: Eukaryota; Viridiplantae; Streptophyta; Magnoliopsida; Asterales; Asteraceae.